Messenger RNA from Suricata suricatta (meerkat), 3328 nucleotides. RefSeq names its product solute carrier family 44 member 2 (gene SLC44A2). The record is from RefSeq and is a predicted model, not a curated record. Gene Ontology annotation, biological process: choline transport; transmembrane transport. Bases 67 to 2181 code for a protein of 704 amino acids. Gene Ontology annotation, cellular component: membrane. Lineage: Eukaryota; Metazoa; Chordata; Mammalia; Carnivora; Herpestidae. Gene Ontology annotation, molecular function: choline transmembrane transporter activity. The transcript is spliced from 22 exons.
GGAGCCUCCCGCCCGCGCGGGCUGGGGUCGCUCGGGCUCGGACUCCCCUCCCCGCCCGGCGCGGCCAUGGAGGACGAGCGGAAGGACGGAGCCUACGGAACACCGCAGAAGUACGACCCUACCUUCAAAGGACCCAUUUAUCACAGGGGCUGCACAGACGUCAUUUGCUGUGUGUUCCUCCUUUUGGCCAUUGUGGGCUAUGUGGCUGUAGGCAUCAUAGCCUGGACCCACGGGGACCCUCGAAAGGUGAUCUACCCCACUGAUAGUCGAGGCGAGUUCUGCGGCCAGAAGGGCACAAAAAAUGCGAACAAACCCUACCUGUUUUAUUUCAACAUUGUGAAGUGUGCCAGCCCCCUGGUCCUGCUGGAAUUCCAGUGCCCCACCCCCCAGAUCUGCGUGGAGAAAUGCCCCGACCGUUACCUCACCUACCUGAACGCUCACAGAUCCCAGGACUUUGAAUACUACAAGCAGUUCUGUGUGCCUGGCUUCCAGAACAACAAGGGUGUGGCUGAAGUGCUUCGGAAUGGCGACUGUCCCGCUGUCCUCAUCCCCAGCAAGCCCCUGGCCCGGCGAUGCUUCCCAGCCAUCCAUGCCCACAAGGGGGUCCUCAUGGUGGGCAACGAGACGACCUAUGAGGACGGGCACGGCUCUCGAAAAAACAUCACAGAGCUGGUGGAGGGCGCCAAGAAGGCCAACGGGGUUCUGGAGGCACGGCAGCUGGCCAUGCGGAUCUUUGAAGACUACACCGUCUCCUGGUACUGGAUUGUCAUAGGCCUGGUCAUCGCCAUGGUGAUGAGCCUCCUGUUCAUCGUCCUGCUCCGCUUCCUGGCAGGCAUUAUGGUCUGGGUGAUGAUCAUCAUGGUGAUUCUGGUGCUUGGCUACGGAAUAUUUCACUGCUACAUGGAGUACAUGCGACUCCGUGGAGAGGCCGGCUCUGACAUCUCCCUGGUGGACCUGGGCUUCCAGACAGACUUCCGUGUGUACCUGCACUUGCGGCAGACCUGGAUGGCCUUCAUGAUCAUUCUGAGCAUCCUUGAGGCCAUUAUCAUCUUGCUGCUCAUCUUCCUGCGGAAGAGAAUUCUCAUCGCCAUCGCACUCAUCAAAGAAGCCAGCAGGGCCGUGGGAUACGUGAUGUGCUCUCUGCUGUACCCACUGGUCACCUUCCUCCUGCUAUGUCUUUGCAUCGCCUACUGGGCCAGCACUGCUGUCUUCCUGUCCACCUCCAAUGAAGCUGUCUAUAAGAUCUUUGAUGACGGCACCUGCCAAUUUGCUGGGAAGACCUGCAAUCCUGAGACCUUCGCCUCCUCCAAUGAAUCUCGCCUGUGCCCUGAUGCCCACUGCCAGUUUGCCUUCUAUGGUGGCGAGUCGGGCUACCACCGGGCCCUGCUGGGCCUGCAGAUCUUCAAUGCCUUCAUGUUCUUCUGGCUGGCCAACUUCGUGCUGGCCCUGGGCCAGGUCACGCUGGCUGGGGCCUUCGCCUCCUACUACUGGGCCCUGCACAAGCCAGACGACCUGCCUGCCUUCCCGCUCUUCUCCGCCUUCGGCCGGGCGCUCAGGUACCACACAGGCUCCCUGGCCUUUGGCUCCCUCAUUCUGGCCAUCGUGCAGAUCAUCCGAGUGAUGCUGGAGUACUUGGAUCAGCGCCUCAAAGCUGCAGAGAACAGGUUUGCUAAGUUCCUUAUGACCUGUCUCAAAUGCUGCUUCUGGUGCCUGGAGAAGUUCAUCCGGUUCCUCAACAGAAAUGCAUACAUCAUGAUUGCCAUCUACGGCACCAACUUCUGCACCUCUGCCAGGAAUGCCUUCUUCCUGCUCAUGAGAAACAUCAUCAGGGUGGCCGUCUUAGACAAAGUUACUGACUUCCUUUUCCUGUUGGGCAAACUUCUGAUCGUGGGGAGCGUGGGGAUCCUGGCCUUCUUUUUCUUCACCCACCGUAUACGGAUUGUGCAGGACACGGCCCCGCCCCUCAAUUAUUACUGGGUCCCUAUACUGACGGUGAUCGUCGGCUCCUACCUGAUUGCCCAUGGCUUCUUCAGUGUCUACGGCAUGUGUGUGGACACAUUGUUCCUCUGCUUCUUGGAGGACCUGGAGAGGAAUGACGGCUCCGCCGAGAGGCCUUACUUCAUGUCCCCCAACCUCAAGAGGCUCUUGAACAAGACCAACAAGAAGCUGGCGGAAUCCUAAAGGCCCCGCUCCCCCACGACCCACACACCUCUCCAGAAAUCUCACACUGGGUGCUCGGCAGCUGGGCCAGAACCCUGGGCCCACUGGGCUCAACGCGAAGUCCUAUCACUGCCGCCCCCCUGCCCCGCCCCCACCUGUCCAGUUAGCACUGGAUUCCAGGGACCUGGAGGAUUCAGGGAACCUCCUCCCUGAAACGAGGGGGCCUUUGGGGUUUUCCUGGCGGCGCCCCAAGACCGCACCAGUCACCGUGGCUCUCGCUGGCCUGGAUGGGGAGAAGUCCGUGGAGGCCUCUCGAUGUCUGAGGUGCAGUGGGGCCUGAACUCUGCGGGCCGCCUUGUCUCCUGUCCUUCUCUUCCAGCAGGGCAGCGUCUGUGUCUGCGGUAGCGGUGGCCGACGUGAGGCCCCCCUCCCCCCGCUCAUUCUCUCAUGUCUGCUCCAGCCAGGACCAAGCCCCUUCUCCACGGCUGAACGGCUGACUCAUAGGCUGCCCACAUGCAUUUCUUUAUUAUUUUUUUUUUUAACCUGGACAUGCAUUAAAGGGUCUGUUAGCUUUUCCCUGUCUGUCUCGACGGCUGAGCUGGGGCCAGCUGAGGAGUGCCUUCUGUUGUCCCCUCCCCGUGGGAGGCCACAGCAGGGGUGUUAGGGAAGCAGAGGGAGCGAGGCUGCUGCGGGAGGGCAGCGGGGAGCAGAGCGGGAGGGAGAGGCCGCUAAUGGCUGUUUAAUGGGAACCUGCUGGCUGGAGGAGUUGGGCCCAAUUUCCCCCCUUCUCCUGCCAGUUACUGACAACAGCUCUCUUUGUAAGAGAGAGAGAAGCGGAACCCACCCAAGGGGCGAUUUCAGAGGAAGGGGUGGGUGUGGGCAGAUGCCAGGAGCAAACUGGGCCUCCUCUGCCCCAUCACCUCGCCUCUGAGGAUCCUUUUGCCAAAUUUGUUGAGCUUGGUGGACCUGGUCUCCCGGUUCCCCCUUUGCCAGGUCCCCAGGCUCCUGACUUCACCCGUUCCAGGGUCUGCAAGAGGGAGAGAUCCCAGCCUGGGGUCCCAGUCUCCUGUGUCUGUCUGCCCGCCAUCCCUCAGCCCUCUCGUUCUGUCUGCACACUCUUGCGUGUUAACUGCAUUCCAACCACUAAUAAAGUGCCUAUUGUACAGAG